UGUGCACGCCCAAACACAGUUUCUUCUCGUUCUCCUUCCAUUUUGUUUUCACACAAAAGUGAAAAAAAUAUCCGAAAAAGCAACAGACGCGUAUUCCGACCGAUCCGUUCAAACAAAAUUUCCACUAUAAAGUACAUAUAAUCAUUGGAGCCCAUUCAAAACGUUCAAAACGCCACGAAGCGCGCAAAAUUAGCACACGCAUAUAAAGACCACGAAAACCAUAUAGCGGAUAGCCCAUAUAGCAUCCAAACCUAUAUCCUAUAUAGCCAUGGCUCAGAAUAUCAGCCCCGAACAGAGCGGUGGAGCAGGGGGCGGGGGCAGCAAGCAUAGCGAUGACUCUUUGCCCGUGAAAGACAAUCACGCCGUGAGUAAAAGACUGCACAAGGAACUGAUGAAUCUGAUGAUGGCCAACGAGAAGGGCAUCUCGGCGUUUCCGGACGGCGAGAACAUCUUUAAGUGGGUUGGCACCAUUGCGGGUCCACGGAAUACUGUGUACUCCGGGCAGACAUACCGUCUGUCGCUGGACUUUCCCAAUUCGUAUCCGUACGCGGCACCCGUGGUCAAGUUCCUGACGUCCUGCUUCCAUCCCAACGUUGAUCUGCAGGGCGCCAUCUGCCUGGACAUCCUAAAGGACAAGUGGUCGGCCCUGUACGAUGUACGCACCAUUCUGCUGUCCAUACAAUCCCUGCUGGGCGAGCCGAACAACGAGAGUCCACUGAAUGCGCAGGCCGCGAUGAUGUGGAACGACCAAAAGGAGUACAAAAAAUAUCUAGACGCCUUCUAUGAGAAACACAAGGACACCUAGAGUUUGUGGCGACUGAAGAGUGUUCUAUCCUAUGCUCAUAUUGCGGCGUAUUUAUUUACAUAUAGUGCAAGCAACUCCAAUCAUCUGAUCCUACUGCCCGAUCAUCAUCAUCAUCAUCAACAAUCUCCACCGUAUCAAUUCAACAUCGUUUAAUGCUGAUUUUACCUUGGCAAAAGAAAAACCCUGUGCAUUUCUUAUGUAAUUGUCGAACGAUAGACGAAUAAUCUGGUUUUUAUUAUCAUUUUUCUUUCCUCCUCCACCCACAAAUUAAUGAUAUAUGAAUGUAUUGGUAAUGUAAUUUUAAAACUGUCCGUUCUUUAAGCUUAAGCAUAAAUUUUAGUUAAUUGUUUUUAUACGCAUGAGUUUGAAUCGAGCGCAACCGCCGCUUUCCGUUUUGUACUGAUGAUUUUUAAGCGACUGUGCUGCGCCGGCCAUUAUGUGAAUGUUAGCUAAUUUUAGAGUAGCCUCACCGAACCAACCACUCGUCUUAGUAUCUCCAUUCAUGCGGCAUUCUCCCAAAACUACUGGUGUAACAAAUUCCAAGUAAUUCGAAUCAUUGUAACAGUUGAGUUAGCUUGAUGUUAUUGAAACAACUACAAAUAAAACAAAAUAUUGAACUACAUAA
Molecule: messenger RNA, 1430 nt
Organism: Drosophila ficusphila
Lineage: Eukaryota; Metazoa; Arthropoda; Insecta; Diptera; Drosophilidae
Gene: vih
Product: ubiquitin-conjugating enzyme E2 C
Exons: 2
Coding region: 269-805 (178 amino acids)
Source: RefSeq, a predicted model, not a curated record